UGUAUAAUAGAUCAUUUAUUUAUUUAUUUUCACAAUUGGAUUUAAAUUAGAUUGUUACUAUAGUUGGGUAGAAAGAAUAUACACAUCAAUAGGAUCCUAAAUUAUAAAUUACAAUAAAAAUGUCAGAUGUAAAUGCAACAGAAUCUGAAAUGUCAGAGAUAAACUCUGAAAAUACCAAUAACAAUCCAACAUCUGCAACUUCAAAAAUAACUACCCAAGAGAUUUUAAAAUCUGAAACUCAAAAAGAAAAAGAUGAAUUUUAUUUAAGAUAUUACGUUGGUCACAAAGGUAAAUAUGGCCAUGAAUUUUUAGAGUUUGAAUUUAGAUCAGGUAAUAAAUUAAGAUACGCAAAUAAUUCACAUUAUAAAAGUGAAAAUUUAAUUAGAAAAGAAGUUUGUGUUAGUGACAGCGUUCUUGCAGAAAUUAAAAAGAUUAUUUUAGAUUCAGGAAUUAUGCAGGAAGAUGAUAAAGAUUGGCCAGAACCAGAUAUUGUUGGUAAACAAGAGCUUGAAAUUGUUUUAAAGAACGAACAUAUUUCAUUUACUACUACUAAAAUUGGUUCGUUGAUGGAUGUCGAAAAAAGUAAAGAUCCAGAAGGUUUAAAGGUUAUGUUUUAUUUAAUUCAAGAUUUAAAAUGUUUAGUAUUCUCGCUCAUUGGUCUUCAUUUUAAGAUCAAACCCAUAUAAAAAAAAAUAAAAAAAAUAAUUCCAAAAUAAUAAUUUAAAUUUAUAAAU
Dictyostelium purpureum is the source of this 734-nucleotide messenger RNA. RefSeq lists its product as uncharacterized. The record is from RefSeq and is a predicted model, not a curated record. The coding region runs from base 120 to 686 and encodes 188 amino acids. NCBI's taxonomy places the organism in Eukaryota, Evosea, Eumycetozoa, Dictyosteliales, Dictyosteliaceae. Gene Ontology annotation, cellular component: exon-exon junction complex; nucleus. Gene Ontology annotation, biological process: RNA splicing. The transcript has 5 exons.